GAAAACUAGAAGCAAAGUAAAUAAAAUGAAGAAAGAACAGGAGAGAAAAGAGAAGAAAAGGCAGAACACGGAGUCUCUAGGUGAGCUGGCUAGUUUUUAAUCAGCUUGAUACAAACUAGAGACUACUGGGAAGAGAGACCUUCAAUUAUGAAGUUGCCACCAUCAGACUGGACUGUGAGACAUUUUAAUUGUUAUUUGAUUCAAGAGAACCCAACCUGAUGAGGGCAGUGCUAUCCCCUGGACAUGGGGGUCUGGGCAGUAUGAGAAUUGUAGUUGACAAGCCAGGGAAAGAAAGCCAGUAAGCAGCAUUCCUCUUUAGUCUCUACUUCACCUCCUACUUCCAGGUUCUUGUCUUGAGCUCCCUCUGUGAAUUUCUUUGAUGAUAGAUUGUACCCUGCAAGCCAAAUAACCCUCUCUUCCCUGCCACGUUGCUUUUGGUCGGAGUAGUUUCAUUAUGGCAUUGGAAAGCACACCAGGAUACCAGGAUGAGCCUCGGGGAGAAGCUCUAUCUUAGACCCAGGCUGGAGGAGAAGAGUUAGUCCACGGGUAGCUGCAGUGGGAUAUCUUGGGAGAAGGAGCAAGGGGGACAGUGGACUCUGCUUAUACCUUCAACGAACAGUAAGGGCAGAAAGACACAGGGCACAGACUUGUUAGGCAAUAGCAUUUUGUUAACAAGUCCACAUGGAUACUCUAGGACAUUGGCUAAGGUAGAAGGGUACCAGAGAGCUGCAUGAGUUGGCUUAGAUUCUUAGGGGUUCUCUGGAGUCGGUGUACCCAGAAAAUACUGAUGAGGUACCCGAAAGCUUUCACAGAACUAAUAAUAAAACAAAAGGACAGGGUGAUAUUGUGGAUGAAGAUGGUGGGGGGAUGUUGCAGGUAGGAUAGGGUUAAUGGGUGGUGAAACUGGUGACUCAUCCACAUGGGCUAACUGCCCACCACAUAUAUGGAGGAAGGCAGGUCAUGCAUGAGGAAUUUUGCUCUGAGCCAGUGAUGAUGUGCUCAUUGCUGAUAUAGGAAAAACUGUGGGGAAGCCAUUUUUCAUGGGGGUCAGGAGACAAGGCUAGAGGAUACUGGAUAUUGGGCUCUGUGGGUAGGAGGACUUUUUCUCUUGAUGCUUGCAUUUCUUAUUAUUGGGGUAGUGAGGCAGUUAUGGCUGAAAGACAAACAGCAGAAAGCAACAGAGCUCGAGUAGCCCCAGAGUGGGUGAAUUGAAGGAUCUAGGAGAGAAUGCGCAUUUCCUGUGACACAGGCUGUGUGAGAUCUGUGGCUGAUGGAUGGAAACCUCCAAACACAAUUUCAUUAGGAAAAGAAAAAGAAAAGAAAAGAAAACUCAAUUUUAAAAAAAUGUUCUUUAAUUACAGGAGGGUAAAGCAAUCUAUUCUUUGCUUGUUCUGGUAAGAUCUCCUGAAAGUGAUGGACCUGGUCAUAUUGUUUUAAUAUGACAAAAAACAAGUUCCCAACUCCUACAGUGGACCUGUGAUAAGAUCAGGAUACAGGUAGACAGCUCGGGUGGAUUACAACAUUUGUAGUUUCAGCUUAACUGCACCUUUGGCCAAGUCAAAUGAGUAAGCUUUGCAUAAUACCCCUGUUAAAAAACAUGCCGUGUCCAGUCCAAAUAGAAGGAAAUGACUGCCCUCCGAGCAGUAUCAGGGGGAUUAGUUUUAAUUUACGUCAUAGUAGAAGUGUCAGGGAACCAGAUGAUAAGUAGCUUCACAUACAGGUUCAAAACUGUAAUCCCAAAUCAGGGGAACUGGUGCAAAAUUAUGCUAGAUUUUUAUUAUGUUGAUUUUGAAAACAAGGUAGUUCUGAGACAUAAAGAGCACUGACAGGUGCUAGCUGGAUUCCGAAGGACUUGGCUACCUUAAAUCUCCUGCUGGGCUCAUGGAUCGGCGGUCCUCCUCAUUCAGACACACCUCUCCGUGCUGUGUUCUAUGUAUUCACCAACAGCUGCAUUCCGUGUCUACGAACCCAAAUAGAGGCUGGAAUGGCUUAUUGCUUCUUGAAGAACCUGGCUAAGGGAAAUAUCUUACUUUAAUAACUCAGUCGUGGUGAUCAGAAAAAGGGUGUUUUUUUUUUUUCCGGAGCUGGGGACCGAACCCAGGGCCUUGCACUUGCUAGGCAAGUGCUCUACCAUUGAGCUAAAUCCCCAACCCCCAGUGGGUUUUGACCAUGACUAUUUCUCUCUCUUCUUUUAGUUGACCCUCGGAAAAAGAAAAGAAUGUAGGUUCUCUUACUCCAACAACUUGGUUUAAACUCCAGCCCCAACUGAGUGAGCUUGGUUGAAUUAUUUAAGCAGUCUGAUGCUAGUGUAUUCUUGGAUUUUGCUCAUACUCAUGCUACGUAUGAUCCUGACAAUAAGAGUCAAGAGUAGCAAGGAGCAGACUUGAGGUCAAGCUCCUAGACAGCAAAUGCUUGGUAUUUCCAUCUUGCCCAGUCUGUCAGCAGUUCCCAACAGAAGAGGAGAGAUGUCAGGAGCAGUUCCAGCCACUAUAAGGAGCACUACAGGACUAGCUCAGGUUGUGUUCUUAGCUAGCAGUACGGCCAGGCUUGGCUUUCUAUACCUGACUCGGUUGGAUUUGGGUGCUAGUCCUUAGAGCCAGCUUGCUUGGGUUCUAAUUCUCUUAGCGCUGUGCUGCAGACCCCUUACUUAAUCUCUGUGCCUCUGGGUCAUCAUUUGUACAAGGGAGAGGACAACAGUGUGUCAUUGGCUGAUUUGGGAGUCGAUAUAUGUAUACAUAUGCCACAUAAGGAAUAAAGGAGAUACCACCAUAUAAAGAUCUGAAUUCUUUUUCCUACUGGUGCUGGUGUGGGGUAUGGUCCUCCAAUCCUUCCUGCAAUUGAAGCCUCAUAAUAGAGCCAGGACAAUGAUGGGUAACACAUCUCAAAAUCAACCGUUAAUUUUUGUAUUACACAAAGCCCCAAAAGAUGAUGGCCUCCUUAGAACAGCUUGGUUAUCGUCAUCCCAGCACAGAUCGAAAUCUGAGGUGCUAGACUGCUCUUUGGACUGAGCCCGAAACACUCUUUCCAUUAUAGAACAUAUCUAAGCACCCAUGGAGUGUGAAGUCCUCUUGCAUUCAGGGAUCAUCUCCACGCCCCUCCCAGCCUGCAUUCUCCCCUAACAUGUGGUGGUUUGUAAGACUCUCCAUACCACAGGAACCGACUGUGUCCCCUCACAGCUACACUGAUUUCUCUUUUGGACCCUACAUCAGACAGCACACAUCAACCGCCUAGUGGACUCACCGUUACCUUCCUGUGCCAUUGCCAUCGGAGAGAUCUCGGCCAUCAAUCACUAGCACAUGAUUGGCAAAUGGAGAAUGGGGCUUUGGGCUUUGGCAAUUCUGACAGUUCCCAUGUAUUUCAUAGUGACAGAGGGCAGAAAAACAUCCUGGGGUCUAGAAAACGAGGCUUUAAUUGUCAGAUGCCCCCAAAGAGGAGGUGCGAUUAACCCUGUGGAAUGGUAUUAUUCAAAUACAAAUGAAAGAAUUCCUACUCAAAAGAGAAAUCGGAUCUUCGUCUCAAGAGAUCGUCUGAAGUUUCUACCAGCCAAAGUGGAAGACUCUGGGAUUUAUACGUGUGUUAUCAGAAGCCCUGAAUCGAUUAAGACCGGAUCUUUGAAUGUCACCAUAUAUAAAAGACCACCAAACUGCAAAAUCCCUGAUUACAUGAUGUACUCGACAGUAGAUGGAUCAGAUAAAAAUUCCAAGAUAACAUGUCCAACAAUUGCCUUGUAUAAUUGGACAGCGCCUGUUCAGUGGUUUAAGAACUGCAAAGCUCUCCAAGGGCCAAGGUUCAGGGCACACAUGUCCUAUUUGUUCAUUGACAAAGUGAGUCAUGUUGAUGAAGGUGACUACACAUGUCGAUUCACUCACACGGAGAACGGAACCAAUUACAUUGUGACUGCCACCAGAUCAUUCACAGUUGAAGAAAAAGGCUUCUCUACAUUUCCAGUAAUUACAAACCCUCCACACAACUACACAGUGGAAGUGGAAAUAGGAAAAACAGCAAACAUUGCCUGCUCAGCUUGCUUUGGCACAGCCUCUCAGUUCGUUGCUGUCCUGUGGCAGAUUAACAAAACGAGAAUUGGAUCUUUUGGCAAAGCAAGAAUUCAAGAAGAGAAAGGCCCAAAUAAAAGUUCCAGCAAUGGCAUGAUUUGCUUAACCUCACUGUUAAGGAUAACUGGUGUGACCAACAAGGACUUCUCCCUGAAAUAUGACUGUGUGGCCAUGAACCAUCACGGAGUGAUAAGGCACCCCGUAAGACUGAGAAGGAAACAACCAAUUGACCACCAAAGCACCUACUACAUAGUUGCCGGAUGUAGUUUAUUGCUAAUGUUUAUCAAUGUCUUGGUGAUAGUCUUAAAAGUGUUCUGGAUUGAGGUUGCUCUGUUCUGGAGAGAUAUAAUGGCACCUUACAAAACCCAGAAUGAUGGAAAGCUCUAUGAUGCUUACAUCAUUUACCCUCGGGUCUUCCGGGGCAGCGCAUCAGGGACCGGCUCUGUGGAGUACUUUGUUCACUACACUCUGCCCGACGUUCUCGAAAAUAAAUGUGGCUACAAGUUGUGCAUUUACGGGAGAGACCUGCUGCCUGGGCAAGAUGCGGCCACUGUGGUGGAAAGCAGUAUCCAGAAUAGUAGACGGCAAGUGUUUGUCCUGGCCCCUCACAUGAUGCACAGCAAAGAGUUUGCCUAUGAGCAGGAGAUCGCCCUGCACAGCGCCCUCAUCCAGAACAACUCCAAGGUGAUUCUGAUUGAAAUGGAGCCUAUGGGUGAGGCAAGCCGACUGCAGCUUGGGGAUCUGCAAGAUUCUCUCCAGCAUCUUGUGAAAAUGCAGGGGACCAUCAAGUGGAGGGAAGACCACGUGGCCGACAAACAGUCUCUAAGCUCCAAAUUCUGGAAGCAUGUGAGAUACCAAAUGCCAGUCCCGAAAAGACCCCCCAAGAUGGCAUCUGUUGCCGCUCCGUUGAGUGGCAAGGUGUGCUUGGACCUGAAACACUUUUGAGUCGUGGACUUGCCUACUCAGAGCUGGGGAAUCCCAGCAGUAGGCCCCAGAAGUGAAGGUGUGAAGACUUGAAAUGCCAAGGGUGGGGCCCCGCGUCUCAGCUAAUAAGAGACUCUGGUCUGUUUUCCUGGUUGUGGGAGGAGCCAUCCAUCCCUUGUUUCCGGUUUCCUCUGCCUGCCUCGCUCUUUUGUGGCACAAGAUCAAACCCUGAAUCUUUUCCUUUUCUUUUGUUUCUCUCUUUGCUCCUUCUUUUUAGUCUUCAUCAAUUACCUAAGUUCAGAACAUCAAGCUGACACUUCUAGAAUAAAGUUCUGAUUCAUCCCAAAGAGUAGUCUCAUCCCCAGAGGCAGAGAACCAAUAGUAAACCUCAUUCCUAACACACCAGGAUUUUUUACUUUUUAUUUGUCAGUUACCGAGUUUCGCCGUGUCAAUAUUGCCAGAUUUGGUAGAACACCUUAUUCAAAUUGCUGUUACAAUAGAGCAUUUUUCAGUUCUAAACAUCUUUUAUAUAUUUUUGUAUUCUCCUUAGAAAUACCUUCUCACUUUAAAAGAAACAAAAGAUUUAUUAGAAAAUGUAAAGUAUAAAAGAAAAUAGAAUGAAAUAUAAAAUUAGAGAAAGGAAAUAUAAUAAAAAAUCCCAACUCUCACGAUUAAUUUUGUCAAGUCUGUAUUUUAAACUAUAAAGUUUAUACGUGUAAGUUUCAUAGCUGAGAUUUGUACAACAUGGACUUGACCUUUUUUUUUUUUUUUAAUUUACUACCAUAAUGAAAGCUGGUGGCAGUCACUGACUUCUUUAACAUUUACAGAUGUUCCGAUGGUCCAUCUCAGCUUGUGCUGCAGACUCCAACUGAAGCAGCCAGCGUGAAAACCAUGUCUGCCACAGCACAGCUACCCUACUGAAGUGUAUGUCAUUGCGAGGCAGCUUACUUUUGGGCUACUUCUAGGAACUGUGUAGGGCAUUUGGACGGAACAAGAUUAAUCUGUAGUCAGAGGUCCCCUGGACAGUCUUCUCCAGUAGAACACACACACCGUGGGGUCCAAGGCACUCAGGGAACUGAUCAGAGCCAAGGCAAGUGUCUUGCUAGGACCUUCAACUUUGCUGAUAGAUUGAGUCCUGCCUCAGUUGAGUCCUGCCUCCGUCGGCGAUGGGACUCCACACUGGGGUGACAAUGAAAACAGAAUUCGGGAGACUCUUGAAAGGAGGGGAAUGUUGAACUCAUGGUCAACAUAUAUUUCAGAGACGAGGCUGCAGAGACUCCAUAUGCAGAAGCAUGUGUAGAGGAUCCAGGAUAGCCCAUUCUUCCCUCUGUGCCUUUAAUGUGGGUUGCCAGGUACCUGCGCAUCUAUCCUGUGGGUGGACGGUUUGCGAAAUCUGCCUGCCCCGCUGUAGUGGACAGCUGUGUGUUCCUCUGCUGCUUCAUCUACCUUUAGCGAGCUGCCAAAAACUGACUGAUGAGACGCAUGAUGUGUAAACUGACUGAUGAGAAGCAUGACGUGUCUCAUGUACAGGACGUGGAAUCGGGAGAGAAUCCUUGCUCUGGGUAACCAGCUCUGUGGCUGCCAGGAAGUUCCUCAACAUCCUCAAAUAGUAGUUUUCUUAGGUCUGUUGAAAGACAAUACCACGCUGGAUUCUUUUGCUAACAGAAAAUAGAGGUAUUUGGAUUUCAGAAAGAAUUCGAUGAGUACUAGUAUUAGUAUUUGUGAUUAUGAAGUCUCAACGUGAGCCAUGUGAAUUUGACCAUAUUCUGUGAUCAUUCUGAAUGAAGACCUCUAAAAAUGAAAUUCUCCCUAGUCUUAGUCCUGGGAAUAGAUACUCCUUCAUUCCUGCUGCUCCACUCACUGAAAAUGACCUACAAAAAUUAUUAUUUGUCCUCGUUCAAGAUUCUUCUGCAUGCAAUUCUAAACGAUUUGCAUGUAAUUGAGCUGGGCAGUGUGACGAAUGCCUUUAAUCCUAGCACUUGGGAAGCAGAGGCAGGUGGAUUUCUGCCAGUUUGAGUCCAACCUGGUCUAUAGAGUGAGUUCUAGGGCACCAGAGCUUCCAGAGAAACCCUGUCUCAAAAAAUGAGGAGAAAGAGGAGGAAAAAGGAGAAAAAAAAAGAAAAAAAGGAGUAAGAAGGAGGAAGGGAAGAGAUAAUUGACUUUUUUGUAACGAACUAGCAUCUGAUGGUUUUGCUAAACUCAAAAUAUUAGUUUUAUUUUAUGUUUUAAAAGGUUCAAAGUGUGAUCCAUGUAAAAAUGUCUUCUGUGGACUUUCCCCCAUUUCUACCAUCUCCUGCCCCCAUGUCUUCAGAGUGCUUGUCUGACUUUGAGCUGACGUUAUUUAGUUACUAGUCAUAGGAACGCAAAGCGUUUCUCCGUGCUGCUGCUUGUAGACAUUUCCAUAUUAGACUAGGAAGCGAAUGAGCCUUUCGACUGUCCAGUUUGUGAGUUGCAGUAGGAGUGUUGAAGUUUGUUAAACACUUGUUUUCCAUGUAUCCCAGAAAUAUUAUGCUUUUCAUAUUUGUUGUACAGCAAACUUUUUUUCAAUGGGCAAAAAUAAUUGUGCCAUUGACUCCCUGAGUGUUUUUUUUUUUCAUGUGUGUUUGAAGAAUUUUAGCUCAUUAUAAAAAAAAUCCAGAAA
Messenger RNA from Rattus norvegicus (Norway rat), 7617 nucleotides. The record is from RefSeq and is a predicted model, not a curated record. Lineage: Eukaryota; Metazoa; Chordata; Mammalia; Rodentia; Muridae.